Brugia pahangi is the source of this 2805-nucleotide messenger RNA. NCBI's taxonomy places the organism in Eukaryota, Metazoa, Nematoda, Chromadorea, Rhabditida, Onchocercidae. The record is from the annotation of a GenBank genome assembly.
AUGUCAGACGACAGACCGAGACGAAUAAAACAUAGCGGAUCUCUCCAGGACAACGCGAGUGCUUUAUUGUUGAACAUGAUUCGAACAUUGACAAGUAAUUCCUCAGCAGAACAGAAGGAAUUGGAUCGUAGGCGUUUGGAAGCUGGAUUUACUGAAACUUCAAAAGAAAUAGAUCACCUGGUUCUUGAACAUGAGAACGAUGUGGGAACUUGUUUGGAGUCAUUCAGAAAUGUUUCCACUCGAAUUACCGCUUGCCGUGAAAAAGUACACAGUAUACGUAGUAGUUUGCUGACAUGUCGUUCUCUGCUGCAAUGUAGACGGGAUGACUUAAAAAGACUUUGGAUGGAAAAUGCUCAGCAAAAACAUGUCAGCACAAUUCUGGCUCAAAUAGAAGGACUGAAUCGUUUAGGAAGUGAAGUUGAAGCUGCUAUGGCCACUUCAAAUUAUCAUUUAGCUGCGAAUUCCUUAAACGAAGCAGAUCUUUUGUUCAAUGGUCCAUUUUCAAACAUCGAUGGAUUGAAUCAGUUGCGCUCACAGUUGCUUGAUCUAUCCAAAAAACUUAUAGAACGGAUUGUUAAUGACAUUACAAAUCAUUUAAUCAUUUGGCCGUUCGAAAACCAUCUUGUUGAAAUAAUCAAGUCGCUGCCGGAAAAUAAAGUUGCGGAAUCGGCGGAUUGCGUUGAAAUUAUGUCUCAACUUAAUGUAAAGGAAAAUUUUACCGUGAAUAGCACAUAUUCCAUAGCUGCUCGUUGUGCUGAGGACAUUCAUGCAUUAUGUGUGUUCGGCAGACUAUCAACAACACUUCGACGCUUUUUGCAUGGUUCUCCGGCAGUAUUUAACCGUCUGAUACAUACGUCGGAAAAUGUAGUAUGUGUUGCGUUUGAUGGUAAUCAAAAAGGAGAUGAACAAAAUUUGGCUCGGUUUAUGCAACUGAUGUACCUUCCUCCACAUGAAGUAAUUUUCGCUGUACCAUCAUGCAGGCUGUUUGUACAGGUGCUAAAUCAGUUUCGUAGUAGCUAUGAAGCACAUAUUGUAAUGGAUGCUGAACUUAAAAAACUUCGGCAAAACGACCAAACUGAUUUGGGCGAGGACGAAGAAAUGAUAUCCUUGUCCGAAAAUUUUUGGGAAACAACUCAGGCUAUAAUCGAAGAUCUAGUAGACAAGUAUAUCGCAGAUAAUGGCAAUACGUCUAGUUUAGUUAUGCAGAAAUCGAAUACAUCAACUGCAGAAAAACUUAUCUUGUUCAGAUUUGACGCUUCUGCUUGCGCACUUACUGCUCAGUCUAGACAAACUUUUAAGCAGUCUCUGAUAUGCCCUUCAUCACCAUGGAACAUUAUCGCUCUUUAUCCACAACUUGAACGUUUCUGCAAUGAACGCGAAGCUGAAAUGAACGGUAAACCCUGUCGUUUGCGUUCUUACUUAGACUCAUUCAUUGUUAAUGUCUUCAUCGACCAAUUCAAGUGCAAGCUUGAAGCUCUUACCGAGCAGGCACUCAAUGAACAGGAUGCCUGGCGUGUUCUUAUGCAUUAUCCUAAUCCGAGAAUUUUGGGAAGUUGUUGGAAUGUUUAUUCAAUCUGUGACCAAAUCGGAAAAUUGAUCCUUGCCAUGGAUAAAUAUACAGAAAGAUUAUCAGUAUUGUGGUUAUUUGUUAUUGAUGAGUUUUCGAAUAGCGCUAAUAAUAUAUAUGAAAAAGUUGUAACUUCUUGGAAACCUACUUCAGAGGGAAAGGAUUCGGUGGUUUCCAAUAUGAGCUAUGAAGAUGGAUUCAAAGAAAAGCGUAAAAUAAGCGCAACAUGGGCAGUGGACGAAGACAUAUCACGUCUUUUAAAGAGUUUACCAAACUGGUUCAUGGUGAGCUGUUGUGAAGGUGCUUCAACUUCCUCGGUGAAUACGCCUUCCGCAUUUUCACCUUCAGGUGAAUCGGAAAGUGAUGUAUGUUACCGAAAUGAAAAAGAAUCUGAAAUUCUUAUAGGUAAUCUGGGAACAGCAAAACAACUUGUUCGUGAUGAACUGAUAACGGAUAUUGAAGUAAUUCGUUCUCUGGCAUGUAUACAUGAAUCAUUGAAAUGGUUUUGUAGAAGCAUGCGUUCUCUUAUCGAAAAGCUUCAGGAAUCGUCUCGUAAGGCAAUGCGUAAAUGCGUUGUACAAUUACAAAGAGUAGAUGAAAAUGGCAUUGUUCACCAGUCGGAAGAACAUAUUGCUGCUGCACUAGAUUCCAGAUUAACCGAUUUAGAUGCAAAAGCUGAUACUUGUUUAUUAAUAAUUCACCUUGAACUUCGUGUACAUUGUUUUUUCCAUUUGUUACCACUGGCUCGAGUAAGGCCAUCAUUGCCUCAUGAUGAGCUCGAUAAUGAGGUAAUUGAUUUUGGGCGCGACAUGGGCCAUUUUCAUCAAGUACUAAGCACGAAUCUUCCGCCACAUAAAAUGAAAUAUCUCUUUGACGGCUUAGGACAUCUUUCAGCUUCUAUUUUCAUUCAUUCCAGUCAACAUAUGCAAAAAUUGAACGAGAAUGGAAAGAAACGUGUCUGUCGAAAUAUUUUUGCAGUACAGCAGAGGUUAAGUCAGUUGACAGGACAUCGUGAAAGCGAGCUAGAAAGAGCGAGAAUUUUUUUCGAAUUGCUCAACCACGAUCCUGAUCAAUUGUUGGCUUUAAUUCUUGAACGGGGAGCAAUAUUUUCACAUCUGGAAUACACCUAUCUUCUUGCACUUGCUCUAAGGUCACAUCCGAUACUAAGCGCACAACCUGGUGCUUUGGAACAAAGAAUCUCCCAGCUGAAGACGAUUUUAGCACAACUGAAAAAGUGA